AUGAGGGGAGCUCCCCGCCUCUGGGUCCUGCUCCUGCUGGUGCUGGGUGAGUGCGAAGCCUGCGGGCAGCCCCAAGUGUCCAGUCGCAUCGUGGGGGGCCGUGAUGCCCGCAAUGGAGAGUGGCCAUGGCAGGCCAGCAUCCAGCACCGCGGGGUCCACGUGUGUGGGGGGUCACUCAUUGCACCCCAAUGGGUGCUGACAGCAGCGCACUGCUUCCCCAGACGGGUGCUGCCAUCCGAGUACCACGUGCGCCUCGGGGCCCUGCGGCUGCGCCUCGCGUCCCCCCACGCCGUCUCGGCACCUGUGCGCCGCGUGCUGCUGCCCCCAGACUACUCGGAGGAUGAGGCCCGAGGAGACCUGGCGCUGCUGCAGCUCGGCCGCCCGGUGCCCCUGAGCGCCCACGUCCAGCCUGUGUGCCUGCCCCCGCCCGGCUCCCGGCCUCCUCAUGGGGCAGCGUGCUGGGUCACAGGCUGGGGCAGCCUCCAGCCCGGAGUUCCGCUCCCAGACUGGCGCCCUCUGCAGGGAGCGCGGGUGCCACUGCUGGACUCCAAGGCCUGUGACCGGCUCUACCACGUGGGCACUGACGUGCCCCGGGCUGAGCGCAUAGUCCUGCCGGGCAACCUGUGUGCUGGCUACCUCCAGGGCCACAAGGAUGCCUGCCAGGGUGACUCCGGGGGACCCCUGGCCUGCGUGCAAUCUGGACGCUGGGUCUUGGUGGGUGUGGUGAGCUGGGGCAAGAGUUGUGCCCUGCCCAACAGACCAGGCGUGUAUACCAACGUGGCCAAGUACAGCCGGUGGCUUCAGGCUCACCUCAGCCUGUGA
Messenger RNA from Dipodomys spectabilis (banner-tailed kangaroo rat), 822 nucleotides. It is a transcript of the gene Prss33, whose product is annotated as serine protease 33. Gene Ontology annotation, molecular function: serine-type endopeptidase activity. Lineage: Eukaryota; Metazoa; Chordata; Mammalia; Rodentia; Heteromyidae. The coding region runs from base 1 to 822 and encodes 273 amino acids. The record is from RefSeq and is a predicted model, not a curated record. The transcript is spliced from 5 exons. Gene Ontology annotation, biological process: proteolysis.